Molecule: messenger RNA, 4963 nt
Organism: Adelges cooleyi (spruce gall adelgid)
Lineage: Eukaryota; Metazoa; Arthropoda; Insecta; Hemiptera; Adelgidae
Gene: Mekk1
Product: mitogen-activated protein kinase kinase kinase 4
Exons: 24
Coding region: 383-3973 (1196 amino acids)
Biological process (GO): protein phosphorylation; MAPK cascade
Molecular function (GO): ATP binding; protein kinase activity
Source: RefSeq, a predicted model, not a curated record
UCACAGUCGUUUGGAAUAUUAUUAUCUAUCUAUCAAGUCUUGUGAAGUUUAUCGCCUUUUUUUUUUUUUGAAAAGUUUAUUUUUUGUUAUUAUUAUUAUUGUUGAUACCGCAAAACACAAUAAUAAUAAUAUUGUGUGUACAAACUAAAUUAUAAUACACAAGAGAGAUAACGUCGGCUGCCGAGGUGAAAAUAAAAUUAACGCUACUAUUAUCACGUUCUGUUUCGGCGUACAAACCACACACACACACACACGGACAUUUUGCGUCGACGAUGAGAAACCAGUUUUCGUUACCGUUCGAUAAAAAAAUAGUUUUAAUGUGAGCAAACGGUUCGAGUUGCACAACAAAAACCACAACAACAACAACAACAACGCAGUCAACAUGGCCAUCUUUAGUGGCAACGAAUCGGCGUCCAUCAAAAAGCCCCUCGUCGACGAUCAGAAAACCGGUCCGGACAAAUCCGAAGCGCCACUCUGCAAAUUCAAGGUGGAAACGAACAACCGCUUUUGGAGUGUCGGUUCUAAAUUGGUCACCUGUCGAAAGUUCAUAACCGAAAAACAAGCCAAAUCACAAGAUAUCAAUAGAAUAGCGUUCUAUGACAAACUGAAACGCUUGGCCAAUUGCGAUAAGCCGACGGGAUCGUACGAACUCAGUCGACAAUUAAGCCACGAAGAAGAACUAUGGCAGAGCGAGCUCAAAGACCUAAUAUGGUUGGAACUACGUGCCAGGUUAACAGACCGAAGUAUAACGAGUCAGGACAAAUAUCUCUGCGAAGAGAGGAAAAAAAUUUGUCAACUGCUCGAUGAAAUUAUGCAUUUUAGUUACAAAUUUGACCGGACUCCAUCGAGCGAAUCGUCUGAAAUCGAUACUGAAAAUGUUGCUUCUACGGACAAGGAAACUAUUCAAUGUUGGGACCGUAGUGGCUGUCUAAAGUUGUUUUGUAGCCGAUGCAUUGAACAACAGAAUAUGGCUUUACGGCAAGUCGAACAGCUCAUGGAAAGAUUGGAAUACGUCGAGUCGCUGUUUCCGUCCAGUCGUGCAUUUGCCGCUCAUUAUCCUUUGUACAAAAGCUCAGAUUUCACUAAUCGUGUUAAAGCCAUGUGCGUGUGGUACAACAUAACAAAGCGACAGCGUUUGAUGUUGUUGAUUCUCGGGAGACAUUUAAUGAAAGAACAAGAAUUUCUCGAGCCUUCGUCCGGUAUGAAUGUGAUAGCCAGUACAAAUUGUUCUCCCAGUACGUCCAACGACAGCGGCAAAGGUUCUUUGACACCGUCGCCCGAAGACAGCGUCACGGAAAAACCAGAGUUCAAGUUGAAACGAUCCAGUGCCAACUACCGCGAACCUAUAUCGUACAAGGAUCUUGAUGUGUACAACACGCAGCCUAUUGCUACUCUGAGGCAACAUUUCUUCCCGUAUUCAAUGGUUCCUAACUCGGACACGUGUGAUGCAUCGUUAACGUACAGUAAUUUUUUCAGACAAUUCAUCACUGGAGUUUUAAAAACAAAAGGACUAAGAAAAGCGUUGAAAUUUCUCGACUCGCUCUACAAAAACGCUCUGCGCAAAGCACAUUUAACGCUCAAAGAUCCGUCCGUAACGGAAGACGAAACUAAGGAACCGUAUCCUCACGACGAAGAACUAUUGCGAUACAAUUAUUGGAGCGACGAAUCGCAAGCUUUGAAUUUACCAUCGUACAGAGCUGCUUUUAUAUUUUUGUCUCGUAUUUCGUUGGAUCUGAUUCACACGUAUCUUCAUAUGAGACUCGACACGAGACCGGAGAAGCCUUCGAUCAUGAGUAUUCGACAGUUGACUUGCGAACUCAAAGAAGGUCUACUGUUGGCCGUAGUGCAUAGAAGACGGUUUGUACGUCAUGUACAAUCGACGCUGUGGUCCGACAUGGAAAAGGACAUGAAGAUAUUCGAAGAACGCAUUUACCAUUUCGACAUGUGUUCCAAAAGAGUGUUGGAGGUUUACCUAGGCUACAUGGAAGAGUGGGUGGUAAUGAUGGAACAUUGUAGAGCGCAGAAAAAUAUCCUGGAGGAAGAAUGGAACGAUCUAAAGGUCAUAAUGCCGCAUAUACCCAACUCGAGGCCGUUGGUGACCCAAACGUUUUGUCAAAUCGCCAAACAAAUGCUGGAAACGACUGCCGUAAAUUUCACCAACAACAUAUUGGAACACUCCAAAAUAAUAACAAAUGUCGAUCAAUCUCAAACCAAGCAAAACGUUUUGUCGGUGUGUCGAGAACUGCAAAGCGUUUUGGGGUUGUAUCGCGAAAAAGCUUUAUUGGUGAUGUCACUAGUGAAAACCAUUUGCAAAGACCUGAUCGAACACUUUAGAAAGUACGAGAAAACCGAUACUGAAACCUACACGACCAAUUUACCGCCGAUUUGGUUGACGAUGAAACCGUUGAAGGAAAAAGUUUUCGAAGUUUGUCAACGUAUUACCGAAGUGAUAAUGUCCGUAGAACAAGCGUUCAACACGUGCAACAACGAUAAUAUCGACGAUGCGACUCUAGCGCCUCGUGUACGCGACGUUCUACAGCAGAUGUAUAAAUUUGCAUUCGAGUAUCACAAAGAAGCGAACAGAAUAGCGUGUGGUCCUUUUAAGGAUCAGAUGGCUAUGUACAACAUGUCCAUUUCAAAACUGUGGAUUAAUUUUGUUCACGAACGCUACGAACGAGGUCGCGGGUUGAAACCCAAGUGGGCUAACACGGGCUUGGAGUUUCUGUUGAACGUCUGUGAACCGCAAAACAUUGCCGGACUAAGCGAUGACGAUUUUAAGGAUUUUAAAAACCAAAUAGAAGACUGCGUCGUUUAUAUCAUCGGAACGCACGACGAUAACUCGGCAUUAUCCAACAACGCUAACCCUUUUAAGAAAAAACGUUCGGCCACAGCGAUCGAAGGAAUGAACAAAAUCAUCAAGACUGAACGAUUUUCUAAAAACGACGUGGAACGAAGCGUGCGUGUGAUGGACGCAAUAAACAAACUGGACCACAAGCUCGAAGAGAAGUUGAGGUCGCAAGACUUGAUCGGACACAUCAGCACAACGGAUUACAACUUUGAACGUGUCGAGUACAUUCGCCCUCGUCCUGUGCAUUUUAGUUGGCAGCGAGGCAUAAAAAUCGGACAAGGACGCUUCGGCAAGGUGUACACGGCCGUAAACAACGAAACUGGCGAAUUGAUGGCCAUGAAAGAAAUACAGCUGCAACCGUUCGACCACAAAGCCAUCAGAAACGUGGCCGUAGAGUUGAAAAUAUUCGAGGGUAUUGUCCACGAAAACCUCGUCAGAUACUACGGAGUUGAAAUUCAUCGAGAAGAAAUGGUGAUAUUUAUGGAAUUGUGCGCUGAAGGCACGUUGGAAAGUUUAGUUGCCGCCACGGAAAACGGACUGCCGGAAGGACUGAUACGAAGGUUUACGAAACAAUUGGUCAGCGGAGUGGACGUUCUGCACCAGCACGCUAUUGUCCAUAGAGACAUCAAAAGCGCCAAUAUAUUUAUAACGGCCGAAGGCAAUUGCUUGAAGUUGGGCGAUUUUGGUUCGGCGGUGAAAAUGAAAGCGCACACGACCAUACCGGGAGAACUCAAGGGUUUUGUGGGAACGCAAGCUUAUAUGGCCCCCGAAGUAUUUAUGAAAUCAAACACGGAAGGACACGGCAGAGCGGCCGACAUUUGGUCGAUAGGAUGUGUAGUGAUCGAAAUGGCUUCGGGAAAAAGACCGUGGUCCGAGUAUGAUUCCAACUAUCAAAUCAUGUUCAAAGUGGGCAUGGGCGCUUCGCCGACCAUUCCGGACACAUUGAGUACCGAAGGACAAGAGUUCAUCGAAUUCUGUCUGCAACACGACCCGUGCUCGAGAGCGACCACCGCCGAUCUGCUGGACGACAAUUUUAUAAAAGUCAUGCCGGAAGAUUGUGUUUCGUGUCGAAUAUCUUCAAUCACGAUGCUCGAAGAAAGUCUGAAGCUCGGUUUGCGACGAUGAGUGGCCGUAGAGCGUUUUCUUCGUUUUUCUUUUUAUCGUGUUAAUUUUUUUUUAACUAUAUUUUUAAUCAUUUACUCGUUUCGAUAGAAAUGUUAAUUAUCAUUGUUUUUUUUUUAUACAUAUAUAUAUAUACGUCUCGCCGUCAAAGCGCGCGUUGUACGUCGAACGAAAAAAGUAACGUUUUUGUGUUAUUAUUAAAAAAAAAAUAUUUAUUAUUUGCCGCACUGACCACAGUUGAGUUAUCGAAGUAAUCGAGCUAUCGAAAUUCAGCGACGCCUGUAAAACUUAUCCGUAGAAGAUUUGUUUUCGUUUUACACGUCGCACGAAGUACGAUGAUUUAAUUACUAGCGUUUUUUUUUUUCAAUUUAUUUUGCAUUUAUAUUGUAUAGUUUUUUUUUUUCAUACAUUAUUUAUUAUUAAACCGUGUACCGUGAACUUAACUAUUAUCAUAUAUGGUUUUCUUAAAAACGAUAAUAUUAAUAUUAAAUAAAACGUCUGUAUGCCGUACACCGCCAUAAUUAUAUGUUUGAAAUCAAAAACUUUUUAAUUUUAUAAUAUUAACAAAAUAAGUCUCGUAUUUAUUUAUUUAAUUAUUAUUAUUAUAUAUUUUUUUAUUGAUUUUUUUUUAUACACUAAAACGGGAAGCAUACAAGUAUGCACUCCGGUGUUUGCUUUGCUCACAACGGCCGUUCCUAGGUUGAAUAUUGUAAAUAAUAUUGUAAUCCGAAUUGAAAAAUAGAAAUAAUUUCAUAAAUAAAUGUUACGUUAUGUCGUCUAGUAUAUAAGACGGUAUGUUAUUGUGUUUAUAUAGUUUUAUAUAUUGAUUUAUUAUUAUUAUUAUCGUUGAUGUUACAUUUCGUUGAGUUAUUCAGUGUAUCGAACCGAUACAUCUUAUUAUUAUUAUUUAUAUUUGAAUAUACUUAUCUUUGUUUUUUUUUUGUCAUUAAUAUUAUUUUUUUAUUAUACUUCUAUUAAGGUUGAUUCAUUUUA